GUACUUGUCAACAGUGCAUAACAGAGACAAGACUAAUCGCCCAAGCGGCUAAUGAGCCGAUCAGUAGUGAAGAGGAUAAAAGUAAAAGACUUUAAUGAGGAGUGGCCGUCAGUGUCCGUCUCUUACCACAGUACUAUGCAUGGCAUUCUACACGGAAUUGACACUGAAUUAUAUCUCGGACACUUUAGCGAAUGAAACAAAAACACCGUGAACCCAAAAUAUGCUGAUUAAUGCAACACCCAGCCAAUGUACAUUCAUCACACACUCCUUCUUCCAACUGGCCACGAACGCUGAUUAGUGCAUGAGUAUUACGUCACAUCAGCACUCACGCUGAUUGGCCAAAUAUUAUGCUUUACCUUUUUUUACUUUUACUUGAAAACUGUAAAUUUCCGAUGGAAACGUUAUAGAAUAAAUUAUUUUUAUUUAUUUUUUCUUGAUCUCCCCACAUGUGACACUAUAUUCAGUUGCCUGGUGUCAUUUUCUAAAUAUUGACCAAUGUUUAUUUCUAAAAUAAACAUACCCUAACCUUAGUGGGUAUGAAAAACAGACCUUCUCAACUUAGCCAAACAAACCUACCUAACCUUAACUACCUUACCUCCUAGUAUAUUAAACACAAAGAACUUACUAUGAUAUGGUAUAAUUUGAGUUUCUCUGGAUGUGAGACCAGUUGGCAGCAUCGGCGCUUAUGCAGUCCGGGUGGCGGAGUGAUUUGUUAUUGAGAUGGCGGGAAACGGUGAGCCACGGCGUUGAGGAAGUGAUGAAUGAUUGUUUCAUUCAACAACUGACUUGGCUUACAAACCCAGUUCUAUUUAAAGGAACGAUGCUGGGGUCUUUGAAAAACUGACGGGUCUCGUCUUUAUCCCUAAAUUUGCAAAUUUCACCUGCAUAAGACCGGCGACAACCUUCAGACGUCAUGCUGAAAAUGAAACUGCUGUAGGGAGGAAAGGAGACUGUGAAAGGUGUUAAAGAGCAACAAUGAACGGGUGUGUCAUAGAAGGAACACCAAUAGCUAUCGAUUUCUGGAAACCUACAAAAGCACCCCAG
Homarus americanus (American lobster) is the source of this 1044-nucleotide messenger RNA. RefSeq names its product 5' exonuclease Apollo-like. Gene Ontology annotation, biological process: protection from non-homologous end joining at telomere; interstrand cross-link repair; double-strand break repair via nonhomologous end joining. Gene Ontology annotation, molecular function: 5'-3' DNA exonuclease activity; damaged DNA binding. The record is from RefSeq and is a predicted model, not a curated record. Lineage: Eukaryota; Metazoa; Arthropoda; Malacostraca; Decapoda; Nephropidae.